This is a messenger RNA of Panicum virgatum (switchgrass), 891 nucleotides long. RefSeq names its product calvin cycle protein CP12-1, chloroplastic-like. Lineage: Eukaryota; Viridiplantae; Streptophyta; Magnoliopsida; Poales; Poaceae. Gene Ontology annotation, cellular component: chloroplast. The record is from RefSeq and is a predicted model, not a curated record. The transcript has a single exon. The coding region runs from base 65 to 457 and encodes 130 amino acids. Gene Ontology annotation, biological process: negative regulation of reductive pentose-phosphate cycle.
AACCCAACCAAAAUCUUCCCUGCUUCACUCCAUCGCCACUCCAAGAGCUCCCAAUCGUCACGCCAUGGCCAGCAUGGUCACCACCAUGGCUGCCAUAGCAGCUUUCUCGGCCCCAAGAAGCCUCCAGCAGGCCCCGGCCCCGUUGCAGCUCCGCCCGAACGCCGUGUCGUUCGUCGCACACCCGGUUCGCGCGCACCGCCGGCUGGUGGCCGUGGCGGCCAGCUCGCCGGCCACGCCGCCGGACCUCGCCAACAAGGUGUCCGAGAGCAUCAAGCAGGCGCAGGAGACGUGCGCGGACGACCCGGUGAGCGGCGAGUGCGUGGCGGCGUGGGACGAGGUGGAGGAGCUCAGCGCGGCCGCCAGCCACGCGCGGGACCGGCAGAAGGGCGCCGACCCGCUCGAGGAGUUCUGCAAGGACAACCCCGAGACCGACGAGUGCCGCAUGUAUGAGGACUGAGCCGCGCGAGGCUGCUCGUCGUGCCAUCCGCCGUCGCCGUCAGCCUGUCACCUGAUCUAGCUGGCUUAGCUAGAGUGGCAUGACGGCAACAUGCGUGAAUGUAUGAUGGAUCUGCUCCUUCGUCUCCUUGGGCGUUUGAGUUUGGUUUCUUAGUUUCAUCUGGCUUGGUUUGCAAUAAAGCGAGGUUUGUCUAUUGGUUUGUUAUUUACAAGAAAUAUUUAGGAGCUCCUACUGUAAUCCCAAGGCAAAGAUGUAACAAUCAUUAGGAAUAUGUUUGUUGGUGUGCUUCUGGAACAUGAUUUUACUAGGAGUAUAUCUGUAUAUGUGAUACGCUGUGAAAUAUCGCAGAUGUAACGUCUUGUUUAUGCCACGAAUUUAAGAGUCUUUGUCCAAUUAAUUAGUACACGAAGAAAUUGCAAUAUAUGUCUGGAUAA